Molecule: messenger RNA, 2037 nt
Organism: Zymoseptoria tritici IPO323
Lineage: Eukaryota; Fungi; Ascomycota; Dothideomycetes; Mycosphaerellales; Mycosphaerellaceae
Exons: 1
Coding region: 1-2037 (678 amino acids)
Biological process (GO): error-prone translesion synthesis; response to radiation
Cellular component (GO): nucleus; replication fork; site of double-strand break
Molecular function (GO): damaged DNA binding; DNA-directed DNA polymerase activity
Source: RefSeq, a predicted model, not a curated record
AUGUCCUCCUCUCAGGCCUUCCACUCCUCGCCACUCCUCGCCGCCACCCGCCGCAGCAAGUUCACACAUAAACAUCUCUCGACUCUCGCCCACUAUGCUCCCGCCUGUCCCCUGCGAGUUAUCGCCCACGUCGAUCUCGAUGCCUUCUACGCUCAAUGUGAGAUGGUCCGAUUGGACGUCGACCGCGACACACCGCUGGCCGUGCAACAAUGGCAGGGCCUAAUCGCCAUUAACUAUCCUGCCCGCGCUUACGGUCUGAACCGCCACGUCACGAUCACGGAAGCAAAAGAGAAGUGCCCCGAGAUCAUCUGCCAGCAUGUAGCGACUUGGAAAGAGGGAGAUGCAAAGUGGAGCUACAGUGAGGAUGCGUGGAAAGAGAUCGCGACGAGGAAGGUCAGCUUGGAUCCAUAUCGAAUAGAGAGUAGGAAGAUUCUGGCGAUCAUCAAGGAGUUCCUCCCGGCGGACAAGCAGCGAGUAGAGAAGGCAAGCAUCGAUGAAGUCUUUCUGGACCUAUCGGCGCAUGUACAUUUUAUCCUACUGGAACGCUAUCCUGAGCUAAGAGGUCCACCACCUUACGAUGAUCCAACGGAGCCGUUACCGCGACCUCCUACGACGGCAUUGGACUGGAAGGCGGACGCUUUGGUCGAUCUGGACACCUCGCAAUCGGAAGAGGAUGAUCCUGAUUGGGACGAUAUAGUCAUGCUGAUUGCAAGUGAGAUUGUGCGAGAUGUGCGGAAGGCAAUCUGGGAGCAAUUGAAAUACACAUGCUCGGCGGGCCUGAGCAGGAACAAGAUGCUGGCAAAGCUUGGAUCUGGUCACAAGAAGCCCAACUCGCAGACUAUCAUUCGAAAUAGAGCUGUGCAGCACUUUUUGUCUGGUUUCAAAUUCACAAAGAUUCGGAAUCUGGGCGGGAAGCUUGGAGAUGAAGUCGUUGCAGCCUUCAAUACGGACACCGUGUCCGAGCUUCUGCCAGUGCCGGUCGAACAGAUGAAGAAGCAGCUGGGAGAUGACACGGGUAUGUGGUUACACUCGAUCAUCCGCGGCGAGGACAACAGCGAGGUGAAUCCAAGAACGCAAAUAAAAUCCAUGCUAUCUGCCAAAUCUUUCCGACCAUCGAUCAACAGCUUCGAGGUCGCGUGUCGAUGGUUGAGAAUCUUCGUAGCGGACAUCUUUGGUCGGCUGGUAGAAGAAGGUGUCCUUGACAACAAGCGUCGACCCAAAACGUUGACGAUUCACCACCGACAAGGAGCGCAGACAAGGAGUAAGCAAGCGCCGAUACCAAUGGGACGAGCAAUUACCGAGGACGGGCUAUAUGAGGCGGCGAAAAACUUAUUGGCUGGUGUUGUUGUCGAUGGUCGAGCAUGGCCGUGCGCGAAUCUCAGUUUGGCGGUCGGGGGGUUCGAGGAAGGUGUUCAGGGCAAUCUGGGUAUCGGCAACUUCCUGGUGAGAGGUGCGCAGGCCAAAGCUGUGAACGCCGCUGCUAGCAAGACGAGGAACGAGUACGGACCUGCCACGAAGAAGAGGAGGAUCAAAGUUGGCGGCAUUCCAACAUUCUUCGGUUCACGGCAACGACGUCAUGAGGACAGUGAGCCGGAAAAUGACGAAGGCCAAAUGGGCUCUAUGAGCAGAGAAGAGACUCAAGAGGAUGAUCUCGAGCAUGCGGACGACAUGCCACAAUCCGCGCAGCAGUACAGCUCUUAUUCGCCCACAGAGAGAACAAGCUCGCUCUCGCGCAUUUCCGGCGGGCCAUCUGACAACGCGCUCGAUGACACAGACGACAACACCUUCAUCUGUCCACGCUGCAGACAAGCCAUGCCUCAGGCCGAAAGACCGGAGCACGAUGACUUUCAUUUCGCCCAAGACCUCCAGAACCAAGAAUCAACCUCAGCUCAACCACCCCAACCGAAACCACAGUCUGAACUCGCAUCAGCCUCCGCUCCUGCUUCCGGCAAAUUGAAAGCGAAAGGCAGAGGGAGGCCAGCUGGAGCGACUAUUGGGGGCCCAGAAAAGGGACAGCGGAAGCUCGCAUUCGGGUGA